Galendromus occidentalis (western predatory mite) is the source of this 2180-nucleotide messenger RNA. RefSeq names its product transcription factor IIA L (gene TfIIA-L). The record is from RefSeq and is a predicted model, not a curated record. Gene Ontology annotation, biological process: transcription by RNA polymerase II; transcription initiation at RNA polymerase II promoter. Gene Ontology annotation, cellular component: transcription factor TFIIA complex. The coding region runs from base 275 to 1348 and encodes 357 amino acids. Lineage: Eukaryota; Metazoa; Arthropoda; Arachnida; Mesostigmata; Phytoseiidae. The transcript has 9 exons.
CCGGUCACAUCAGCACACAACAGGCAGCACCAGGCACCCACAUCCAUUGAAGCUGGAGACGAAGCCACCGGGGCAGCAACGGAGUGUUUGAGCUAGAAAUCGAGGUUCAAACGUGACAUCGAGAGACCGUAAAUUGCGUUCACAGAUAAUCCGGCACAGUUGAGGAUACAGUGAGAGUGGAAUUCCGACCUCAUUGGAGUGAUAUAAAGUGGGGCCGGACAUAUUUAUCACUCCUACUUGUUCCUCGAGACCGACUCAGAAGACCUGUGAGAUCAUGUCAUCCGUUACGGUGGGCCGAAUCUACAAGAGCGUCAUCGACGAUGUGAUAACAGGAGUGAAAGACGCGUUCCUGGACGAGAACGCCGAUGAGCAGGUACUCAUGGAGCUCAAACAGUUGUGGGAGAAGAAGCUGGCUGACUCGAAAGCGAUCGAGCCUCAAGAACCGCCUGCACCUCUAGUGAAAGUGAACUCCAACAAGGCAGACUCGAAUGUUCCUCCCGGAAUAACGAUCCAGAGGUCUGGGUCGACACCGAAUGAGCAAUACAAUUAUCCGCAAGUUCGAGUGAUUCAACAGAGCCAACCUAUGGUUCACUAUCCGGGCACAGCUGCAAGUUCAAUUGGCGGCCAUUCUGGCAAUACACCUGUUGCUCUACGGGUACCCGCUCCGACGAAUCAACCUGGCGCAAUAACGCUGCCACCGGAGAUCACGGCCCAAAUACUGCAAUCGAACAACGGUACAAUAACGCCGGUGCAGAUGCAAGCCUUGCAGAACAUGAUGAUGAGUCGACAGCAGUUCGCCAAAUCGACGGGACAGGCGCAAUACACGAUCACCGUUCCGGUACCAGCAGGACAACAAACAGUACAAGGAGCCAUGCCCCACGUGGCAGGAGCUCAACUCGUUUCGGGGCCGCAGAUGCAACCAGUGACCACGGCUCAGCAAAUCCAGCAGCAUCUACAGCAGCCUCAACAAGCAGGAACUGCCGCAGGCUUACGGGUGGUGAAGAUGCCCGGUCAAACCGAUGGCGCGACCAUGGACAGUUCGGACAGUGACGACUCAUCUGACGAGGACAGAAUAGGCGCGAAUGAUGACGAUGACGGCGACGACCUCGACGAAGACGAAGAUGAUCAACAGGACAACGAGCUCGACGAGGAGCCCCUGAAUUCUAACGAUGACGUCAGCGAUGAAGAGUUGUCGGAGGCACAGGAGAUUGACAACGUGGUCGUUUGCCAGUACGACAAAAUUUCGAGAAGCCGUAACCGUUGGAAGUUCCAUCUCAAAGACGGCAUCAUGAACAUCCAGGGUAGAGAUUACGUGUUCCAGAAGUCGACGGGAGAUGCCGAAUGGUAGAUUCUGCGAUUUGCCCCCGAGGAUCUAAAACCUCAUCGACGGCAUUUCGUCGUUGAUCGGACCUUAGGUAUCGGCCGCCCUGGAGUACGCCGUAGGCUUGAGAAGCCGGAGAGCUGACGUGUCGCCGUUGAAUCGCAGCAGAAGCGCGGCUCGAUCGAGUAUGGAGUUCGAUAUCACAUCGAUGUGAUCCUCGGUAAUUCUAAUAAGGUACGAGCAGAGGAUGCGUCGAUUCAGAGAUCGGGUGAGCAGUGUGUUCGGGUUCUUCAACAUCGAAAAGGCGCAGGAUCCGAGUCCAGGCCUUCUCCAUCGAUUACUCUGCUCACCAUCAAGUUAUCUUCACGAUUCAUUUAGUCCAAAAAAACAAUCUUCAUGGAACUCCAUGAUGUUGUACGUCUGAAUAUUUUUUACGAUGCUCGAGUCGAUCCGUGAAUAUAGGAGAUCAAACUUUGACAUAAACUAGCGACUGUUGCGAGCAGUGUUCGAGAGGAGGAUGUGGCUGUCUGACAACAUUGCUUUGUUAUUCUCCGACGCUUCUACGAGAUAUGGUAUCAGGAGAUCGGACGACUGAUAUAAUGAUGAUGUCGCCGUCGUCGCCUAAAGGGCCGGUUUCGAUACCCGUGCGGGCUCAGAACGUUCUAGGGCGACGUAAUUUUGAGAGAUUGAGACUAUAUCGAGCCUUGGAAUCAGAAGUUUCCAUAUGCACAAUCACCGGAGAAGGGCUCUGGGAUCAGCCACGCAUCCAAAUCGAUAUCUUGUAUGAUGAUUACCAAGAUCGACCCAUUGUAAUUGUUACCAAUAAAAUCGUUCACGCUUAUUUAUUGCGUGACUGUAG